UCAAUUGAUGAUCCCUAUAAAUUAUAGCAAAACGCUAGACAAAUUAUUCUUACUACCAUUUUAAAUUGUAAAAUGCAAAUUUUUAGCUUCCAUUCAGUUUCUGAGAGAACAUUUAAUAUAAUUGAGAGAUAAAGCUAGCCGUUUAAUCCACAGUUUCCGAAAUCUGACUGAACACUCUCACAAAACGAUUAGCAGUCACAGCAGGGAGGAAAUGUUCAUCUUGAACCUUCCCUACUGGUGGCUACAAUAACUGCAACUCAUCCUACAAGACAAAAAGGGAACCAUUCUUCUUAUUUAACGUAGCUUCAGCUCGCAGAUUUAAGAAAAAGGUAUUUUUACCUGCUCAGAGAAUGAAAGCGAGGUUUAAAACCACUUCUACAGAUUUGAAUUAAUUUGGGUGGUAAGUAAUUAAUAAUGGUUUCCGCUAUUUACAAUUGGAUCAUACCUUUAACAAUGCAUUAUCGCUAAAGCUGUGAACUCAAUUUGUAGGCAGAAUUUUAUGAGAGAAGGAAGGACGCCAAGAAGUGUGUCGCGCAGUUCUUGCACCUAAAUUUGUAUAUAAAAAUACGGAAAUAUUUCACAUAUAGAAGUUCUGUCAAAACACUGAGCUAAAAGCAUGCUAUAAUAGAUUUCAUAAUGAUUUUUAAUUUUUAAGAUUUGCUAUGGGCCGAUGUUCCAAGCGCUACCUGCUCUCAAACCCUUUACCCGAAAAGAGAAAAAAAUAAUUAGGGUUAAUUUGUCAGCAGGUAUACUUCCUAUUUUUCUAUCUCCAGAUUUUGUUUUAUAUUUCACUUUGGUUUCUCAUUGGCCAUUUAGAUUGGCUCCGGCAGAUAAUAAAUAAGAUUAAUUCGAAUAAGUAAAUGAAUAAAUACAAAUAUUUCAACGUAUUUUGUCACUUCACAAACGCCCAGGAAAAACACCGACUAAAUUUGUAAAGUACGCCCACACGUUUGAAACUCGUUUUGUGGCUUUUGCUUUCUUGUUAUCGUUCUCUUCUGUGAAGUCUGGCUGAAGCAGGCUCUGCGAUUCUUUUCACGAGUAAGUGUUCUUCUUCGUUGAGCAUAAAAUCUUAUGUUAGCGUUAUUGAUUUCUGGAUUAUUAACGACAAGGGAGGAUUUAGCUAAUUCCUCUCCAGUUAUUUUCAACUCAUACACCUGAACUCUUGCGGAGAAUAACGUUAAAUUUAUCUUGCGUUUUCUUGAAUCUGUUUGGUGUCACAACCUGUCACAAAUAGACCCCGCAUAAAAUGUCCAUGCGAGCGAAUUUGCAACCGACGAGGUGCUUUUUCUGGAUCCUUUUAGCAUCUCCGAGAAGCAUGACAUCUUGAAGAUAUCUCAAGGCAGAAGAUAUUACGGAGGAAAAAUGCAUGCUUUAGUUUAAAACUAAUUUUUUCUAUAAAAUGUUUCCCUCUCAAGGUUCAACCAAUAAGAAAACUCAACUCAUCAUGAUGGUAAGCAACUCUUCAAUAAAUGACAGCUUCACAAAUGAGGCGCAAGAAACCCAGCUUAAGUGGCUAAAUGCUGUACAGUACACAAUGUUCACAACGAUCUUUGUGGUCAGCGUUAUCGGGAACACUUUGGUCUGCCUCGUCAUUGCACGAACUCCGCGCAUGCGCACCACACGUAACUUUCUACUGGUAAACCUUGCCGUAGCUGAUCUGACAGUCGCAAUGCUUUGUAUUCCCUUUGAAGUAGUUUUGAAGUUGACGUACCCUCGCUGGCCCCUGGGACCGGUAAUGUGCAAGAUACUAUGGCCUACCAUGACGUCAGUGACCACGUGCUCCUCGGCCACCCUUGUUGCUAUCAGUUACGACAGGUUCCGAGCUGUUGUUCAUCCUUGGAAGCCCCGUUUCACUUCAGUACAAACAACCAUUAUUAUUGCUACCACGUGGUCAGUUUCCUACGUACUUGUGAUACCCUAUCUACUGGUUCUGUCAAUCAAGGAUAACUACUGUAGAGAAGUGUGGCCAAGUGCUGUAGCAAGGCGUACUUACACUUUGGGGCUGUUCGUCAUUCAGUUUGUCGUUCCCAUCUUCAUCAUCGCUUUUGCUUACACCAAGGUAGUAUUAAAGCUGCGGGAUCAAGCUGCACGUUUCGCGGUAGAGAAAAAAGACCAAGACACUGCUACCCCAGAAAUUACUCGCGCAGGUCAAUCUAGCAGCUUCUUGUCUGUCGAAGUCAGCGAUGUGAACUCAAUAUCUGGAUCACCUCUGCCCAACAAGAAAUUUACAACCAGGCUUAACAAACUUGUUUUGUCUCCCAAAUGUCCCAGAACUGGUCAAAGUAGCGCUAUUCAGCGGCUUGAGCGGAACACAAAGAUAGUCAAGAUGCUGCUUACAGUGGUUCUCCUGUAUGUGGUCUGCAUGCUCCCCAACCAAGUAGUGUGGCUGUGGUACGAGUUUGGUUCCGGGCAGAACUCUCCAUAUCUUAGGGUACUACUAACGCUAGGAAGCUCUAUGGUGUAUUUGAAUAGCUCAGUAAAUCCGAUUCUCUAUGCUGGAAUGAAUGAUGAAUUUCGACGAGGGUUCAUUAACCUCUUGAGAUGCCGAUGUAGGCGUCCUAUAAACAAAUGACUUUAACCGAAAUGAACUCUUUCAUAGACGGUUGGACGAACUUGAGCCGCAGUUUAGCGAGCGAAAGUUACUUGGAAAGGGUUACAUGCUAAGUUUUCUUGGCAAGAUAAGUUCCUUGUUCAAAAACUGACUUGUUAGGUGACUAGAAAAUGUAAUGAGCUUGGAUGAAUUCAUAAGAUACUAGCUUUGAUAACUGUAAUGGCUUUUAAGUAUUUGUCAACGUUACCCCAUAAAGUUGUUCGUGUAAAGAUUGGUUAACACGUUUUUUGUGCAGCAGUAUCAAGUUUUCAUUAUGAAUGCGGCCUUAUGGUCAUUCAACAUCGAGGACAAAAUUACUGACCAAACAGUAAUAACUGUUUCUUUAAUUCAAUGAACUUUUAUCUUGAUUUUCCUUGAUUGUUUUCGGAUUGACACCUAGAUAUUUAGCGACAUGACAACGACAUCACGGAGAACACAGGUAUUUUUGUUGACCAGCUUCGUUGUCCUUCUGCUCCUUUGUGACCUUUUUGUUCUGUAUUGCUGACAUGUAACACAAUCUAACUGGAUAUCGUCAAAGCAGAAAGUGUAUAGUGCUAUGAUUCUGCUUUUGAACGAAUAGCAAAUGUUUCAUAUCUAAUGAUCAUCUGUCCAGUUUCUCAGUAUAAUUGUGCGUUGCUUUCUUUAGAUCGAAUAGUCUUAGAAUUAACAACCUACACGGUUGGCGUUACUUAGUUGAAUUGUCUGCUUAUGGAAGCAAUAACAAUAUAUUCGUUAACCAAUAACAUAGCCUAUAGCUUUUAAAAAUAGUAAGGAAAGAACCAUGUUAUCCAGAAUCAAAAAUAAACUCAUUUUAUGGAAAA
Pocillopora damicornis (cauliflower coral) is the source of this 3411-nucleotide messenger RNA. RefSeq names its product cholecystokinin receptor type A. The record is from RefSeq and is a predicted model, not a curated record. Lineage: Eukaryota; Metazoa; Cnidaria; Anthozoa; Scleractinia; Pocilloporidae. Gene Ontology annotation, biological process: G protein-coupled receptor signaling pathway. Gene Ontology annotation, cellular component: plasma membrane. Gene Ontology annotation, molecular function: G protein-coupled receptor activity.